CUGUGUGUGUGUGUGUGUGUGUGUGUGUGUGUGUUUGCGCGCGUGCUUCUCCCUUGUACGUGACACUUGAGGUGUAGGGCUCAUUUGAUGAUCAUUUUUCAUUGAUAAUCAUGCGCAUUUGAUGCAAAAAAAAAAGAAAAAAAAAAGACUACUGGACAAUAAACGACUUGGACUUUGUCCUUCAGGAGGCUUUAGAAAGCAGGCAGUGUUGUGAACGCAGCAGUUGAGUGCGCAGUUGGGAGUCAUGGGCAUGUGGACUGCGCUGAUCGCGCUGCUCUUCAUCACACACAGCGUGUGCAGCCAAACCAGCAUAAGAUGGUGCACAAUUUCACAACAGGAGCAGGGCAAGUGCAGUGCCAUGGCAACGGCAUUCAGCAGCGUCUCUAUCCGGCCUACGCUGCGCUGCGUACGCACAAACUCCGUCACUGAGUGCGCACAAAAACUCAUGGCAAAUGAAGUUGAUGCAUUUUCUACCAGUGCUAAAGACAUCUAUGAGAUUGGAAAGGAAGCCACAUUCAAACUUGCUGCAGGAGAGUCCAGUGUUGAUGGUGAAGGAACGACGUAUUAUGCAGUUGCUGUGGUGAAGAGAACAAAUUCACACAUUAACAUCAACAACCUAAAGGGGAAGAAGACAUGCCACACUGGGAUUGGGCGUACAGUUGGGUGGAACAUGCCCAUAGGCUUUUUGAUUGACAGUGGAAGGAUGUCUGUUAUGGCCUGUAAUGUGACACAAGGUGUUUCAGAAUUCUUCAACGCUAGCUGCAUUCCUGGAGCAACAGGCCAUGCUCCGUCUCUGUGCCAGCUCUGUGCCGGAGAUGACACUGGAGCUCAUAAGUGUGAGGCAAGCAACAAGGAGAAAUACUACUCAUAUAAUGGAGCCUUCAGGUGCCUUGUUGACAAUGCAGGAGAAGUAGCUUUUGUUAAGCACACCACAGUUGGUGACAACACUGACGGAAAAGGGGACGCAUGGGCACAAGGUCUCAAGGCUGCUGACUUCCAGCUGCUCUGCCCAGAUGGAACCCGGAGUCCGGUCUCGGACUACAGGCGCUGCAAUUUGGCCCGAGUGCCAUCCAGAGGCAUUGUGGUCCACAGUGACAUCGACAGCACUGUGAUAUACAACAUGCUUAGAGAGGGACUUGAGAAGUCUGACUUUUCUGUUUUCUCUUCAAUGGCCUUUAAUGGUGAAAACCUGUUGUUCAGUGACAGCUCUACAAAGUUUAUCCCUGCUGGAAAUGACGACUACAUUCACUGGAUGGGACAAAAAUACUAUAACAUAUUGAAAGCUAUGGACUGCUCAAUAAAUGAUGUUCCUGAGAUCCUGACCUGGUGUGUGCUGUCUUCUGGUGAGCAGAAGAAAUGUGUAGACAUGGCUAAAGCCUUCCAAAUAAAAGGACUCUCACCACCCAUCCAGUGUUUAUAUGGAAACUCUGUGGACGAUUGCAUGAAGAAAAUAAAGAACAAAAAGGCAGAUGCCAUCACUCUUGAUGGAGGCUAUAUCUACACUGCAGGGAAAACCUAUGGCCUGGUCCCUGCUGUGGGAGAAAGCUACACAGGGGACAGUGAUGGCAGUAUCUACUACGCUGUGGCUGUCUUAAAGAGAAGUGACAAAAACAUCCAAAGAUUCAGUGAUCUGAGGGGUAAGACGUCCUGUCACACAGGCUAUGGCAGGACUGCUGGCUGGAACAUUCCAGUAGGAAUUCUCAUUGAGAAAGGCCUUAUCAGACCACAGAAAUGCCAAGUUGCCCAAGCUGCUGGAGAGUUCUUCAAGGCAAGCUGUGUACCGGGUGCCAACGAGCCUGGAUUUCCCAGCAACCUUUGCUCACAGUGCAUCGGAGAUUCCAGUGGCCAAAAUAAGUGUGUUAAAGGCCAGGAUCUGUUUGAUGGUUACAAUGGAGCCUUCAGGUGUCUGGUUCAGGGAGCAGGCGAAGUUGCAUUUGUCAAACAUUCCACAGUUUUCCAGAAUACUGAUGGCAAUGGUACAGAUCCUUGGACCCUCGACUUGAACUCAAGAGAUUUCCAACUGCUGUGUUCUCAAGAAUCUCGUGCUGAAGUCAGUCAGUAUAAGCAGUGUCACCUUGCCCGUGUCCCCUCCCACGCUGUGAUGGUCCGGCCUGACACCAACCCUCAUAUCAUCUUUGGCCUUUUGGAUAAAGCUCAGCAAUUCUUUGGGGUCAGCACUAACUCAGACUUCAAGAUGUUUAACUCCAGUGCAUAUGACGGAUCAGACCUGAUCUUCAAAGACUCCACAAUAAGCAUAAUUGGCGUUGGCGAGAAAAAGACCUAUGAGGAUUGGCUCGGCCAGAGUUACAUGGAUGCUCUCAUAGCCAUGGAGUGCACUUACUCUUCAGCAGUGGUAUCUUCGGCCUCUGUACUACUGGUGACCAGCUUGAUUGUGCUCUUCUCUCUUUUGGUUGUGUAGCAGGUCCACCAGCCACCCAAGUCUUCCUCAGCUAUUUCUCCAUUUUAUCCUGAUUGUUCAUUUCAUGUAUCAGAAUCAGAAUCAUUUUAUGCGCCACAUACAUUUACAUGUAUUAGAAUAAUUUUUUCUUUAACAUCCAACACACACACAUCACAGACAACACAGCACAGUUACCAUCCA
Ictalurus furcatus (blue catfish) is the source of this 2599-nucleotide messenger RNA. RefSeq names its product melanotransferrin (gene meltf). Lineage: Eukaryota; Metazoa; Chordata; Actinopteri; Siluriformes; Ictaluridae. The coding region runs from base 245 to 2419 and encodes 724 amino acids. Gene Ontology annotation, cellular component: early endosome; recycling endosome; extracellular region. Gene Ontology annotation, biological process: iron ion transport. The transcript is spliced from 16 exons. The record is from RefSeq and is a predicted model, not a curated record.